This is a messenger RNA of Colletotrichum karsti, 978 nucleotides long. RefSeq names its product putative enoyl-CoA hydratase/isomerase. The transcript has a single exon. Bases 1 to 978 code for a protein of 325 amino acids. The record is from RefSeq and is a predicted model, not a curated record. NCBI's taxonomy places the organism in Eukaryota, Fungi, Ascomycota, Sordariomycetes, Glomerellales, Glomerellaceae. Gene Ontology annotation, molecular function: hydro-lyase activity.
AUGGCGAUGCGUCUACCAAAGCUGCCAGCGAAGGCGGCAUACCUGUAUCUCAAUAAUCCCUCCCGACGAAACGCCUUAAGCCUGGAGGUUCUCGAGGACCUACGCUCGCAGCUCCUCGACCACCUGACGUCACCACAUACCGGUCGCGUUCUGAGACUUCCGCCCUUCAAACCAAGUAUCCUCCGCGACCUGGAAAACGCCAGCGAUCGCACAACCCAAAGCUCGCAUCACGAGUCAGAGCAUAGCUGGCUGGUCGAUGCUGAUGCAUGGGCAAAGGAGCGGGCGGCGCUGCCCAACGUCCUCGUCCUUCGCAGUACCGGCCCCGUCUUUUCCUCGGGUCAUGAUCUCAAACAACUCGCCUCUCUCUCGCUCGCCGAAGUGAAGCGGACGUUCGCUCUCUGCGCCGAAGUCAUGUCCCUCAUCCGGCUCAGUCCCGCGCCCGUCGUCUGCCCGAUUCACGGCCUCGCGACCGCGGCAGGGCUUCAGCUGGCGUUGUCGACAGACUACCCCAUCGCGUUGUCCACGACCAAGUUCCAGUUACCAGGCGCAAGCAUCGGCUUGCCAUGCACAAGUCCCGCAACAGCCGUUUCGCGCCGCUUAUCGUCUGGGCAGACGUACCGGAUGCUUCUGGCGGCGGAGCCGGUCACCGCUGAUGAGAUGGGCGGGGCCGUGGACGUGGUCCAGGAGCCUGAGCAUGCCGAGUCUACAGAUACAGCGGCCGCGGCGUUCGAGAGUCGUGUCGCGGAGGUUGUGGAGCGAUUGGCGAGCGCAGCAGGGCAGCCCAUGGCACUAGGGAAGUGGGCGUAUUGGACGCAGAUCGGGAUCAGGGGUCACGGUGACGGAGGGAGCGGAGGAGACGGAUACGAGGACGCGGUCGACUGGGCCGGACGAGUUAUGGCUCUGCAUGCGAGAAGUGCAGACGCCAAGGAAGGCAUGACGGCUUUUCUCAACAAGCGCAAACCGCAGUGGAAAACAUAG